Candida albicans SC5314 is the source of this 1188-nucleotide messenger RNA. RefSeq names its product TFIIH complex kinase subunit. Lineage: Eukaryota; Fungi; Ascomycota; Pichiomycetes; Serinales; Debaryomycetaceae. Gene Ontology annotation, biological process: regulation of cyclin-dependent protein serine/threonine kinase activity; regulation of transcription by RNA polymerase II. Gene Ontology annotation, cellular component: nucleus; transcription factor TFIIK complex. The transcript has a single exon. The coding region runs from base 1 to 1188 and encodes 395 amino acids. The record is from RefSeq and is a predicted model, not a curated record. Gene Ontology annotation, molecular function: cyclin-dependent protein serine/threonine kinase regulator activity.
AUGAGUGAAGUAAAGAAUGAAUUGGAGACAGAGACGACUCCAGCACCAGCUAAGAAGCAAAGACUAUCAAAUGAUGACUUGUAUCGAAAUUCAACUCAAUACGAGUUAUGGUCAUUUACCCAAGAAACAUUACAAGAUGCCAAACGAGAGGCAAAUGAAAAGGGGGUCAAAAUUUCAAAAGAGAGAUUCAAAUCUGCCUUUGAGAAUGCAAAGAAAGAACAUCCAGAUGCUUUUGAACAAUUUCCAGAUGAAUUGAACGAAAAUAUGGUCAGUCUAUUAACACUAGAAGAAGAAUCCACCUAUCUUGAUUUUUACAUACAAAACAUUACUACGACAUGUAAUUUUUUUAAAAUGCCAACUCAAGUUCGAUUAACAGCUGCUUCAUUUUUCAAGAAAUUUUACCUAGUCAACUCCGUAAUGGAAUUUCAUCCUAAAAAUGUAUUAUAUACAUGUAUAUUUCUAGCUGCAAAGUCGGAAAAUUAUUUCAUCUCGAUAGAGUCAUAUGUUAAGGCAUUAAAGGGAACAGAUACAUCUCAUAUUCUAGAUUUGGAGUUCAUUGUGUUGCAGAGUUUGAAGUUUACAUUGUUGGUACAUCAUCCAAUACGAGCAUUAUAUGGGUUUUUCCUAGAUUUUCAAGCUGUAUUAUUACAUCCAGAACAAGUGAUGUAUGAUGUAUCAGUAGAUACUUUGGGGAACAUGUAUAAUCAAGCAAAGGAAUGGCUCAAUAAGUAUUUUAUGGUCAGCGAUGUGGCGUUUUUGUUUACGCCGCCGCAGAUUGCACUUGCAGCAAUGUACGAUACUGAUAAAAGGAUUACUGAUAAAUACUUGAGACGAAAAUAUCUUGGCAAUGAGGAAAAGUUGGAUCCGAUAAAAGAACAGGAGAAUGAAAAUGAAAAACAAAAUGGCGAAGAUAAAUCUGUAGUUGCAUCAGAAGAAGCUUCAAAGGAUGUUAGCAAGGAAAAGACUAAAUCUUCCAAUAGACAGCAAUAUGAAACAUUGGUUACAUUAUUGAGAAAGUGUGUAAAACUUGCGAAACAGUCACGGGUUGCUGAUCGUGAAGCAAGUAAGGAAAUUGAUAAGAAAUGUUUCUUUGCAUUAAAUCCGAAAAAAUUAAUUGAUAAACGUAUCAAAAGAUUAACUUUGGGGAAUCAGGAUGUUGCGAAAGAAAGUACAGUUGAACCUCUGUAA